UACAGACGAUCUCUGCUCCCGUGGUCCACCCUCCGGUCCGUUAGCUGACGCUGUUGUUCCACAGUCCCACGCUCACCGGCGUCAACACAGAGGAAACAGGAACAUACGGAUCGCUUCAUCAGGGGUUUUAAGCAGAAAUCACUGUGGUCUUCUGGAGAACAGGGAAGAAGAUCCUCUGGUAUAGCUGCUGGGGAUUUGUCACUGUGAGGACCAGCUCCGAGCUGCGUGGAGACGCUCGGUCAAGCCCGGUAACAAACUCACGGCUGUUUGGCCGGAACGAGACGAGAAGCAGAAGAUGGAGACCCCAGUGUGAACUAAGUUUGUUUUAACAAAACUCUGCUGAAGAAGUGAAGCUCGGAAACCUCCGGAACCAUGCCAGAGCUCCUGGGUUUCUCAGCCAACAGGCGUAUCGUCACCGGCCUGCUGGUCAACCUCCUGUCCUCCAUUUGCAUCGUCUUCAUCAACAAAUGGAUCUACGUGCACUAUGGCUUCCCCAACAUGACUUUAACCCUUGUCCACUUUGUGGUCACCUGGUUGGGACUCUACAUCUGCCAGAAAAUGGACAUUUUCUCUCCAAAAAGCCUCCCGGUGCGCAGGAUUGUGUGGCUGGCGCUUAGUUUCUGUGGGUUCGUGGCCUUCACCAACCUUUCUCUGCAGAAUAACUCCAUAGGAACGUACCAGCUGGCUAAAUCUAUGACUACACCCGUCAUCAUCCUCAUCCAGACCACCUACUACAAGAAGACCUUCUCCACCAAAAUUAAACUGACGCUGGUUCCUAUAACGUUAGGAGUUAUUUUAAACUCCUACUAUGACGUGCGGUUCAACCUGCUGGGGACGGUGUUUGCUUCGCUGGGCGUUCUGGUGACUUCGCUUUACCAAGUGUGGGUGGGGGCGAAGCAACAUGAGCUCCAGGUGAACUCCAUGCAACUUCUCUACUACCAGGCUCCUCUGUCCUCUGGCUUCCUGCUCUGCAUCAUCCCCAUGUUUGAGCCACUGACUGGAGACGGAGGAAUAUUUGGACCAUGGUCUCUCCCUGCUCUGGUGACGGUGCUGUUCUCUGGCGUGGUGGCGUUCCUGGUCAACCUGUCCAUCUAUUGGAUCAUUGGAAACACAUCAGCUGUCACCUACAACAUGUUUGGUCAUUUUAAGUUCUGCAUCACUCUGAUUGGAGGAUACCUGCUCUUCCAUGACCCACUUUCACUCAACCAGGCAUUGGGAAUUCUCUGCACUCUGGCGGGAAUCUUGUCCUACACUCACUUCAAGCUGGUGGAACAGGAAGAGGGGAAGAGCCGUCUGGCUCAGAGACCGUAGACUGACUGACAUGCACAACUUUCUGCAUUCGACUGCAGGACAACAGACAUGUUGCCUCAGUUCUUUGCAGAGUUCCCUGCAGCUGUUUGCAGCAGGUUGAUGAACUAGAUGACCCUCGCUUUGGUUUAUCAGCAGCCAGCCAACAGAAGGCGAGCUUUUCUGACAGAGCAGAUUAUCAAG
Messenger RNA from Melanotaenia boesemani (Boeseman's rainbowfish), 1491 nucleotides. RefSeq names its product solute carrier family 35 member E3 (gene slc35e3). Gene Ontology annotation, molecular function: antiporter activity; nucleotide-sugar transmembrane transporter activity. Lineage: Eukaryota; Metazoa; Chordata; Actinopteri; Atheriniformes; Melanotaeniidae. The coding region runs from base 373 to 1311 and encodes 312 amino acids. The transcript has 8 exons. Gene Ontology annotation, cellular component: Golgi apparatus. The record is from RefSeq and is a predicted model, not a curated record.